GCCGCCGCCUGCGCUGCGGGGCUGGAUUUGAGCCGGGCCCGCCGCUCGCAGACCCGGACUCGGGCUGGAGCAACGCCCCCCCCACCCCCGUGCCGAGGCGCCCCCACCUUCCAACUCCGCGGGCGAUGCAUCCGGCUCUGGACGCAGGCAAGGUGUCGGGAAUCCGGGUUCUCCCAGAGGACGGAGGCGGUGACUAGCGUGGGCCAGGUUUCUAGUCUCCCCUUCUGAUGAAAAUAGAACAGAAGAAUGGACUACAGUCACCAAACCUCUCUAGUCCCGUGUGGACAAGAUAAAUACAUCUCCAAGAAUGAACUUCUCCUGCAUCUGAAGACCUACAAUUUGUACUACGAAGGCCAGAAUUUGCAGCUCCGACACCGAGAGGAGGAAGAUGAGUUCAUCGUGGAGGGGCUGCUGAACAUCUCCUGGGGGCUGCGCCGGCCCAUCCGUCUGCAGAUGCAGGAUGACAACGAGCGCAUUCGCCCUCCACCAUCCUCUUCUUCCUGGCACUCUGGCUGUAACUUGGGGGCUCAGGGCACCAUCCUGAAGCCCCUCACCAUGCCCAACAUUCAGAUCUCAGAAGUGGACGCCCCGCCCGAGAAUGAGCAGACACCGAGCCCCACAGACUCCAGGGGCCUCAAGCCCCUGCAGGAAGACACCCCACAGCUGAUGCGCACACGCAGUGAUGUUGGGGUGCGUCGCCGUGGCAACGUGAGGACGCCCAGUGACCAGAGGCGAAUCAGACGCCACCGCUUCUCCAUCAAUGGCCAUUUCUACAACCACAAGACAUCGGUGUUCACGCCGGCCUAUGGCUCGGUCACUAACGUCCGCAUCAACAGCACCAUGACCACCCCACAGGUCCUGAAGCUGCUGCUCAACAAAUUCAAGAUCGAGAAUUCCGCAGAGGAGUUUGCUUUGUAUGUGGUCCAUACCAGCGGUGAGAAACAGAAGCUAAAGAACACCGAUUACCCUCUGGUUGCCCGAAUCCUCCAGGGACCGUGUGAGCAAGUCUCCAAAGUGUUUCUUAUGGAGAAGGACCAGGUGGAGGAAGUCACCUACGAUGUGGCCCAGUACAUAAAGUUUGAGAUGCCCGUCCUAAAAAGCUUCAUCCAGAAGCUCCAAGAGGAAGAAGAUCGGGAAGUCAAGAAGCUGAUGCGCAAGUACACCGUGCUCCGGCUAAUGAUCCGGCAGAGGCUGGAGGAGAUGGCCGAGACCCCAGCAACAAUCUGAGCCACACGGAGGAGGGGAUCCAGACACCACAGGGGCCGCCGCUGACACGAGAAGACGCACAGGAAGCUGGGUACCUUCCUUCCAUGGAAACAUGUAGAUACAGACCUCUCCAGCUCCCGCCGAGAGCCACCAUCUGUUGCCCGGAGCAGAAUGGAGAAGCCUGCAGACAACUCCCCAUCCCUGGAUCCCCACGCUCCACUCCUUUCUUUCCCUCACAAGGACUUCUGAAUUUUGUUAUAAGGACCCAAAAUGUGUGUGUGUGCACGCACAUGAGCACACGCAUGCACAUGUAAGCGUGUUUGCACACAUGGUACAUAUCCACGUGCCUACCUGAUAUUCACAUGGAACUGAAUUCCGAGCCACCAGCACCAGCGCCAUGGGGGCUUGCAGGUGCACUGCUCGAGGGCAGGAACAUCAGAGGAGUCACCGAUCUGAGGGGUUGAAGUUGAUGUCUUCCCUCAAGGGCCAGGGAGCAGCCACACAUGUUUGGAAGGGAAGGGGACUCCGCGAGCUCUCCAUUUGGGGUAUUUAUAUAUCGGUGGGGAUUCUCCCUGUACAUCUAGAAGGACUGGGCAUUGGAAAUUAACAAACUAACAGCCCCAUGCCCUUGGGGAAGGUUGGAUGGAAAGAGAAAGAUAAAUCAUCUGUGGGGUAGAUGCAAUAAGCCCACAAGUUUUUACACUGGAAACUCUGAUUGUUUAAAAUAACAAAGACGUAUGUGAUCUAUGUGGAUUCUGCCUCUGUCCUCACCUCCAUGGCCAUGUCUAGGAGACAGGAGAGGAGCCUGAUGUUUCACUCAGCAUGCCAACCCCACGCCAUGGAAGCCAGCCCCAACUCUUUGGUGCCUCCUUGAGUUGAAGGAAGGGUGUCAUGGGUUUAUACAUGGCCGACUGGCUAGUGUGGCCUGGGCCUGGCCUUGUCCUGGGGUGGUGGCCAGAGUUUCCCUCUUUAGAGAACCACAGAAGCUCCUUGCAGAAGUGACAGAUGCCUGGGAGGCCAGCCCAUUUCCCAUCAUCAAGGCCCCUCCUGCACUUGGAGCUGAGGCCAUGUGUUUGAGGUCAAGACUUUCUCCUUUCCAACCACAGGAUUCUUUCAAGUUGCCCUUCGCUCAUGCACGGAGAUGGACUCCAAUUAUGAGGAUGACCCUUCUACUGGCCGAGUGUGGGGCUCAGGGAAGCUCUUUGGGCUUCCCUGUGAAGGUGCAUAGGGAGGGUGGAGCUUCUCUUUCAGCUUCUCUGAGCAGCCACCUGGGUGAUCUUUAGAACAGAUCCCAGUGGGGGGAAAGGGUGGGACAGUCUGUCCCCUGUGGCUCCUGUCAGGAAGACCGCUGGGUAGCUGGGCACCAGUGUGGCUGAUAACAGUUUGAAGAAGGACAGAUGCUUGGAGCAGGGUGCAUGGCAGGUAGGCAGGAGAGGCUGGUUGGGCUUCUCCCGGGGCCUCAGGGAGCCGGCUGAGGGCCCGGAGCUCCUAACAGCAGGUGUCUCAGCCUUGAUGAGGGAGGGUCUCCCCAUCUCUUCACCUCCUCUCCAAGAAAGGUUUGGGGAGCUGGGCAGUUGGUGGAAGGAGGGCCAUUGGCCGGUGUCCGCAAGGAAGAUGGAUGUUUGCAGUGAAGCCGUUCCUGCCCCCUCCUGCCUCCUGUUCCCCUCUGUGGCUUCCGUGGCCUCUUUAGAGGGCUCGCAGCUGUGGUCUUAUUGUUGACUUUCACAAAGAUGGCGUUUUGCCACCUGGCAUUUUGCCGGGGGUCUCUUAGCAAGGCGACCUCCUCUGCGGGGACAGUGCCACCAGCCCUAUGGGGCGUGGACUGGAAAUCCGGAGGCUUUAGUCUCAAUCAUACACCUCGGUGGGCCGCUGCAAAAUGCACAGAAAAGCCGGGGGCAGGGGGGAGAGGCUUCCUUUGUUACAGAUGGGAAAGAGCGGGUUUGUGAAUGCAAACACACUUCCUGAGUUUUGCAUUUGAGAUGACUUAAGAAACUUCUCUUCCAGUUGCUUUUAUUUUGAAUGUUCAAAGCCUGUGUUGACCCCAGUCAUUCUCCCUGGUGGGCUAGGCAGAAAAAUUUCCACAGAGCAAAUUACUAACCACUAACUUGUUGGACAGCGAUUUCUCAUUUAUAAAAGUUCUCUUUGAUUUGCACUAGCAUUACGAUAGUUUAAAUAUGGAAAUGUUGCAAGACGUUAGGUUUGCCAGCUUCCUUUCUGAGAAAGUGAUACUAAGGUAGACCUGGCUUCUUAAAGAUUGUGGGGGGGCGGUCAGGGUAGAAGUCAGGGGAAAUCACAUCUUACAGGAUGCAUCCCACUUACCGUGGGCCCUACUUUUCCAUUUUGGCCCACCCUGUUUAGAGAUCGUCUCUCACGUCCUAGUAGCCCGAUCAGGAAUUUUGGAAAGGUCCUUUGAAAUAACAGCGCCUGAAACAGAGACACUUCUCUGCAGUGUGGAGCCGGAUUUUCUCACUGGUAUCACAUGGCUUUGCAGCUUUGAAUUCCUCUACUGAUUUGUGUGGGUUUUUGUAAUUGCGUGCAAUGAACCUGAAAUCGUGUGAAGAACAAAAGGCCAAUUUAUAGGUUUUUUUUCCUAACUUGUGAAAAGCAGGAUAGCCACAUCUGACUUUCUUUUUCUAGGGGCUUUUGUUACAAGGUGAUCAAAUGAAGGAAAAACCUGAGUCCAUAUGGCUGGGAAGGGGGUCCGUUCCCCCAGGUGAUGGUGGAAUUAAGCACAAGGUCACAUUUUCAGUGAUCACAUGAGUGGGCAGGUGAUGAGUUAAAUGGGGGGGGUAUCUUGGGGAGGGACUGAGAAGCACAAACAGCAAGCUUGCCUAUGCGGGCUGGUGAGGAAUGUGUGCACUGGGCUCUAGGCCGAUGGACUUGAAUUCUAAGUGAGGUUGAGGAAGGGAGGAGCUCAGAUUAGCCACCCACCUGUGAGAAAAACGCUGGGACCAAAAGCUGAGGUUUUGGUCUGAGACUUCAAGGAGAAAUAUUUGCACCCUUCCCUCCUCCCUACCAGAAAGAAAACAAUACUUUCUCCUGGAGACAGAUAAAGGCAUCUUAACACCAUUGUAGGUAAGACUUUGAAAUAAAACGACACACACACAAAUCUGUUUUCUGAUGCAAAACAUCUUGGCACAGAUUCUUUUCUGCAGGGUUGGGUGGUUAUUUCAGAGUCAGGAGCAAAGAGGAGCGAUGGGUCCCAGUAGGGCAAGAAACUCUCUUAAGAAAAGCUCUCUUCCCCCCACCCCCACCAAAAAACAAAACAAAACAAAACAAAACAAAACAAAACCCGCCAAGCUCCAUAGCAUGGAGAAUAUGAUGUCAUAGAUAUAUCGCCAAGAGAGAAAUUUUCUAUAAGCGAGGAAAUUUCAGGGUCUCGGGGCCAAACCGUGAUGUGGGGGCUGAGAUAGCAAGCAGGGGAGGUCUCCAGCAUCCUUGAGGCCGCAGCACACAUUUUUGAGUUGCUACUUAAGUUGUUUGACACAAAGUCUUGCUUGAGUCAGGUGAGAUGAGAAAUGAUCUCUGAGAGAGAGGCAGAGAUACAGAUGAAUGUGGCACCCCCUUCUUUCAGGCAGAACUGAAAGCGUUUACCCUGCCACGGGAGGUUACAGCGCCCCCUGUGUUUGAACCAAGCACAAGAUGUGGACAAGCUGGGAAGGGAAAGCCUCAGUUUGCCCUUGGAGCCUUCCCUGCUUCCCAGGCUGAUGACUUCUGGUGUGCUACUGCUAGUGUUUCUUCAGGUUUUCCCCACUUGUGUUAGCUUUGUGAAGUAUUAUUUUCUUCAUCAUAACUUGCCUUCAACAAUGGUACAUGACCUGGUUCAAUGUUUGGUUCUGAACUUGUAAACGGACACAUCUGGGUAUCAUAACAUAAUUUGACAAGGCCUCAGGAGGGAGCCAUAAAUGUCUGUAACAUUUUGAUAUGUUUUAAUGCACCCAACUUAGAUCGUGUUGAAAUAAAGCACUUUUCAAAGAGAA
Callorhinus ursinus (northern fur seal) is the source of this 5186-nucleotide messenger RNA. It is a transcript of the gene RASSF2, whose product is annotated as Ras association domain family member 2. Gene Ontology annotation, biological process: regulation of non-canonical NF-kappaB signal transduction; signal transduction; positive regulation of protein kinase activity. Gene Ontology annotation, cellular component: nucleus; cytoplasm. The record is from RefSeq and is a predicted model, not a curated record. NCBI's taxonomy places the organism in Eukaryota, Metazoa, Chordata, Mammalia, Carnivora, Otariidae.